AUGAUGAUAAAAGGUGGAAAUGCUUAUCAAACACUGUGUUUAACAGAAGCGCGUGAUCACUUAGAAGAGCGAUUGAGAAAUGAAACUGACUCGUUUAAAGAACGGUUGGCUGCUGAACAUCAAGAACGUCUCAAUUUUGAAUCUUCAGCUCUACAAGAACUAGAGGAUACGCGUAAACGUCUCGCUAGUCUUGUAAAUAUUUCAAAUGAACGUGAUAGUGAAGUUAUUUUAAGGCAGAAAUUCGAAGAAGAAGCGAAAUCAUCCAAAUCGAAACUGAAUGAAGUGCAGGUUAAAUACGAGUUAACUGAAUCCAACUUGGUUGAAGCUCAAAAACGAAUUAUUGACCUCCAAGAACAAGUUGCCAGACUACAAAAUGAUCUGGAUAAUGUUGAAUCUGUCCAGGCUGAUUUUGUCCGUCUCUCACAAAGUCUUCAGGUUCAGUUAGAAAGACUGCGACAACAAGAUCAAGAAGUUCGCUGGGUUAAUCCUGAUGAUGUUACCAAUUGUUUUGCGUGUAAUUUCCUCUUCCCAACUGGGAUUGUAAGUGGAUCGAAAAAGAUCAAUUGUCGUCAUUGCGGUAAGGUUCAUUGUUCAAGUUGCAUGAAGAAUACUAUGCCUGCUGGACCAUUUGGUCAUGCAGCUGUUGUAUGCGAUGUUUGUCACACAUUAUUGAAUAAAAAUAUUGCACCAUAUUUUAGUACAACCCCAUCAAAUAGUCAACGGGAAGAGUCUUCAUCUCCGAGACGUUUUAGCGUGUCAUCACUCAAUCCUCAGUCUCCUGUUCACUCGUCAACUAACUUGGCAGCCAAGCCUCCAUAAUCUCUCGUCAAUUUAGUUUUCUUUAUUUGUUUAAGAGUUCAUCUCCAUUUUGUUAGAGUUCAUCGUAUAUCUUUCUUUACUCCAUUGGUGACCGAUGAUAAAUUGUAAACGAUGCCAUAAAUUAUCGCAUAAUCCAUCAUCCCGUGACUUAUUUACACGAUGUACACAUGACCAAAUGUUGCUUGUCUUCUAUACUUUCACCUCUGUAAUCUUUUGUUGUACUAAUUUCCUUACUUUCUAUCUAUUUCAUCGCACAAUCGUGUAUGUGAACUUACAUCUGUUUGUCUGGGUUUGUUUGAAUUUUUAUGUGAUAAUAUGUUUCAGGGUGCAUGUUAUUUAAUGCGAAUGAAUGAACUGGGCUUUUUUUUGUAGAUCUUGGUUAAUUCAUACACAAGUGGGUUGACCUAUUAAAUACACCUGUCUUUCAGAUGGAUACUUUUACUCACUAAUUCAUUUUAUCAGUAUGCAUUAUACUACUAUAUAUCAUUUCAGUAGUGUAAAAGGCAAAUGUCAUCUUUAUGAAAAGAAAAUCAGAAUUGUCGAUGAACCGUAUAUUUGCUUUUUAUCUGUCAACGAAUAUACGUUAGUGUGUUAGUUUCAGUCUGAUUAUGGUUUUUCAUUCGUAUAUAACCUUCUAGACAUUUUUUUUUCAACUGUUCAUCGUACUUGUAAUGGCUAUUCGCUAGUCACCUAAGUGUUGGUCAACCAGACAUGAGUUUCAAUUUAAUCAAGAGAAUUAUGAAGUCAUUUUAAGAACUGAACUAGGUCACUCAAUGGUAGUGAAUAUCCAAAUGUACUCACAUGUUCCAAAG
Heterobilharzia americana is the source of this 1631-nucleotide messenger RNA. The record is from the annotation of a GenBank genome assembly. NCBI's taxonomy places the organism in Eukaryota, Metazoa, Platyhelminthes, Trematoda, Strigeidida, Schistosomatidae.